AAUGAGACACAAUCUGGUGUGUCAGACACCUCCCUCUGUCACUGUUCAUGUAAAAUCGAGUGCAUCCAGAUCACAUCAGCAAAAACACGUUAUUAGACUAAAACGUCCUACUUUUAAAGACCGUCAUGAAAAUUGUGAAAAAAAGGUUCCUAGUCAUAAAUAUAAACGUCCAAAGGGACCGUGUCUAGUUAUUCAGCGUCAGGAAAUGACAGCUUUCUUUAAAUUGUUUGAUGAUGAUCUAAUUCAAGACUUCCUAUGGAUGGACUGUUGCUGUAAAAUUGCAGACAAGUAUCUUUUGGCAAUGACUUUCGUUUAUUUCAAGAGGGCUAACUUCACAAUAAAUGAGCAUACCAGAAUCAAUUUCUUUGUUGCUCUGUAUCUGGCAAAUACAGUUGAAGAAGAUGAUGAAGAAUCAAAAUAUGACAUUUUCCCAUGGGCUUUGGGAAAAAUGUGGAGAAAACACUUCCCUGAUUUCUUAAAGUUAAGAGAUCAACUGUGGAGUAGAAUUGACUACAGGGCUAUUGUAAGCAGACGUUGCUGUGAAGAGGUCAUGGCUAUUGCUCCAACACAUUACAUAUGGCAGCGAGAACGUUCUAUGCACCACAGCGGAGCUGUGAGAAACUAUAACAAAGAUGAAGUACAGCUGCCACGAGGACCUCGUGCUACUCCUGUAGACUGCUUGCUUUGUGGUAAGAAAGGAAGAUUUGUAGGACUAGGAUUAUCAUCAUCUUCCUCUUCAUCUACUGGCACUUUUGAGAUGAUGGAAACACAUCUAUCUCAGGAUUUGAAGGACACCUUUCCAAUUGAAAAAAUGCUGGUUGACCCUCCUUUUUCUUAUGUGCAAGACUAUCACAGCCUGUCCAACAAAAGGAGACAAGGUAGCACCCUGAACCAAGACAAAUCCAUGGACUGGUUUACAAGAAAUGAAGAAUGAAGUGCAUCAAAUGAGACAGAAACAGAAAUUCUGUUCUUUGUGUAAUGAUCGGUAUUGUAUAGCAGUUAUCAUAUGUGAUGGAUUCUGUUAAAACCUUUUCCUUCAAAUUAGUCAUGGGAUGUCAAAGUUCAUACGCAGUAGAAAUCAAAGCAGAAAUUCUUUAACAGCUAAACAACUUGCAGAACAUAGUGGCAUUUUGUAACAUUUUAUUUUAUUCUGAUACAAUACUCAAAUUAGCAGCUGACAUCUCAGCAACAUCAAGAAAGCAGUGGUUGAAACUUUCUCAGCUUGGUGAGGAACGCUAAUUAAAAAACAAAACAUGUUACUACUUCAGUAUUUAAAAUGCAAUAAUUUAUUGUUAUAAGUUUUAUGAUUUCAUUAUAUAGUAAUGUGUCACAUGCUUGCACAAAAAAUAGUAUUUUUGAAAAUAAAAUACCACUAAACACUUAAGAUAAAAAUAUUUUCCAAACGUCUCACCUGAAUGAGCAUCCUGCCAAUAAGAUGGUCUAGCAACGUAAGGCACUGAGGAGUAUGUUUCAACAUUGUCAGAAAGUGAUUCUGCGAAAAGUAUGCAUUUUUUAAAUUUUCCAACAGGUUUAAAAAGUACAGACAUCAGACUAGAGUUAUCAAAGUGUAUGUAUUACUUUUCUGUGCUAUCUUUUCACUUUCUUUCUGCUUCUGUUAAACUGCUUCAUUGUCACCUACUAGUACAUUCAGACCUUUUUGCUCUAAUAUGGAUUUUGCAAAUCUGUACUAGUAUGACUUGGUUUUUUUUGGAUUUGCCAGAAUAGCAAAAACAAAAAAUUACAAAACAAAGCACAGGGGUAACAUCCCCUCUGUGGAAUCCUUAAACCCCUCAGGGUCCUUUAAAGCAGCAAUGGGCUGAGUAUGGAGGAAUGAAUUUUAUAUACAUAAAAAGUAGCUGAGAACAGUAAUGAAAAGACAGUCAUUCUUAAUUUAUAGACUGCAGUUUGUUUUCUAGUUUAGAUUUUUAAUAAGAUAUUUAAAUUCAAAUAGCCAUUAAUAUAUCCUUUUUCAAACCUGGUAAGGCAAAGGUUUUCUAAAACCUUGUCUGUUCCUCAUGAGAGUAUCAGCUGACCUAAGAAAAGAUACUGCCUCUUCCUACAAACUUUGCCUCCACUAUAUCCUUAGACUAUCAAAUUGCAUUAACAGUAUAGCACAUUAACAGUAAAUGUUCUUACCAUCAUAUUCACUUCCUUUAAGAACUGUUUGAUCCUGAAAAUGGAUUUCUUCAUGUUCUUUUUGUUGAGCUUCUUCCUCAGUAUUCUCUUGAGUUUCCACUAUUUGGACUGACUUGUAAUUCUUGAUUGUAGCAGGGAGUACUAACCAAUUUCUGUGUGUUACGUCAAUGAUCCUUUCACACAAAAAAGGGAGCUUGCAGGUCCGUAUUCUGUCUAAAAGGGCAAUAACCUGUGUGAUGCUUUUGGAGAAAUGCAAAGGAUAAAGCAGUAUUUUUGAAAACUGUAAUCAAUAGAUCAACUGCUGGUCUGAAUUCUAUUGCCUUUGUCAUAUUCUUUACUUUUGAGUUUACAUGAGUCUUUCAAUUUUAGGGUAAAGGAGCUCGAAAUCUGACUACUGAAUUGGAAAACAAUACACAAUUAUUUUGAGGAUGUUGUUAAUUGAAAACUUCCACUG
Dromaius novaehollandiae (emu) is the source of this 2590-nucleotide messenger RNA. It is a transcript of the gene SPDYA, whose product is annotated as speedy/RINGO cell cycle regulator family member A. The record is from RefSeq and is a predicted model, not a curated record. The coding region runs from base 2 to 934 and encodes 310 amino acids. Gene Ontology annotation, molecular function: protein kinase binding. Lineage: Eukaryota; Metazoa; Chordata; Aves; Casuariiformes; Dromaiidae. The transcript has 6 exons. Gene Ontology annotation, biological process: positive regulation of cyclin-dependent protein serine/threonine kinase activity.